UAGAGCCGUUAUUAGCUGUUAAUUGAGGAGAGAGAAGAGCGGAGAGAGAAAGUUCUAGUUUUUUAGGAUGUUGCAUUUCUGUUUCAACAAAUAUCAGUUUAAAGAUUUGGCUUUUUCAAACAUUGCAGCUAAGUUCUAUGAUGGACGUCAGUAGUGAUGUUCAAGUGCGUGCAAGUGGGGGCCUGUUAGCUGUACUGGAAAAUGAGCGGAUCAUAGACAGUCUCGAACUAAAUGAAAGUGGGAGCGCAUCAAUUGCAAUUGACUGCCUCUGUGAAAUUUCUCUUGACAAAUUUCUCAAAGUUGAUUCAGCUGCUCAUGAAGCAUUACAAAUAUUCCAAAUAGACAAGCAUCCUAGCCAUAUGGGGAUAGGCAGAGCAAAAGAAGGGUUCUCCGUAUUUGGGAUGAUGAAUAAGUGUGUAACCCCAAUGGGUAGACGACUCUUGAGGAGCUGGUUUCUGAGGCCUAUAUUGGAUCUUGAUAACCUGAAUAGGCGUCUUGACACUAUAUCUUUCUUCUUGUCUGCUGAAGAAAUUUCGCUCUCUUUACGUGAAACACUGAAGUCUGUAAAAGAUAUUCCCCGCAUUCUCAAGUUUCUUCCUCCUUUCUUGCUUCCGCAGAAAUUCAACUCUCCAAGUUCUAUAUCUACAAGUGCAGACUGGGCAGCUUUUCUGAAGAGUAUAUGUGCUCUCCUGCAUAUCAGCAAAAUAUUUGAAGUAGGCAUUUCUGGAUCUCUGCUAGAAGAAUUGAAGUAUUUGGACUUGGAUAUUGUUGAGCGGGCUGGAUUUCACAUUUCACUCGAUCUAGCUUAUGUCUGUGAAUUGGUAAUUGGUGUUAUUGAUGUUGAUAGAAGUAAAGAGAAGGGCUAUGAGACAAUAGUAAAAGAAGGUUUCUGUGAUGAGCUGGAUGAGCUGAGGCAGAUAUAUGAGGGAUUGCCAGAAUUUCUGGAAGAGGUUUCGGCCUUGGAACUUGCACGACUUCCUUGCAUGUAUGGAGACAAGGGGGUUCCUUCUAUCGUUUACAUACAUCAGAUAGGUUACUUAAUGUGCAUUUUCAAUGAAAAACUUGGUGAAGAAAUGCUGGAGAAUCUUCAGGACUAUGAUUUUGCAUUUGCUGAUGAGGAGGGAGAACAUAGGAGGUUCUUUUAUCAUACUGCCAAGACAAAAGAAUUGGAUAACCUUCUUGGAGAUAUAUAUCAUAAAAUCCUGGAUAUGGAGAGAGCUAUAACAAGAGACCUAGUGUCACAUAUUCUUCAAUUCUCAGUGCAUGUGCACAAGGCUGUUAGUUUUGCAGCUGAGCUUGACUGCAUUUUAGCUUUAGCCUUGGUUGCACGUCAGAACAAUUAUGUAAGGCCAAAUUUGACUGCAGAAGAUUCGCUUGAUAUAAGGAGUGGAAGACAUGUUUUGCAGGAGAUGACUGUAGACACAUUUAUUCCCAAUGACACAAAAAUUUCUCAUGAAGGAAGAAUUAAUAUCAUCACAGGCCCUAAUUAUUCGGGAAAAAGCAUCUACAUCAAGCAGGUUGCCUUGAUAGUUUUCCUUUCCCACAUUGGAAGUUAUGUACCAGCAGAUGCUGCCACAGUGGGUUUAACUGACAGGAUAUUUUGUGCCAUGGGGAGUAAGUUUAUGACUGCUGAACAAUCGACGUUUAUGAUUGAUCUCCAUCAAGUGGGAAUUAUGUUAAGGCAUGCAAGUCCUCGGUCCUUAUGUUUAAUGGAUGAGUUUGGUAAAGGCACCCUUACAGAAGAUGGUAUCGGUCUCCUUGGUGGAACCAUAAAUCACUUUGCAUCAUGCUAUGACCCUCCAAAGGGGUCUGUUUUGCAGGUCCUGGUUUGUACCCACUUGACAGAGAUAUUUGAUAAUAGUUGUUUACUGGAGUCAGACAGAAUCAAAUGUUACACGAUGAGUGUGCUUAGCCCUGAUAAAGAUUGUGCCGAUGUUGAAGACAUUGUGUUUCUCUAUAGGAAAGAUAAUAUCACCUACUCUUUUAUGCCUGACAGGUUGGUCCCUGGACGUGCACUUCUUAGCUAUGGGUUGCAUUGUGCCCGGCUGGCUGGAUUACCUCACGAAGUUUUAAAUCGAGCAGCAUUAAUAUUGGAUACUCUCAAGAAUGACAUCCAAGUUGAGAGACUUGGCAGUGAGGACAUAGUAGCUCAGGAUCAGCAGUACAAGGAUGCAGUGGAGAAGUUGCUAGCCUUCGAUGUUCAAAAAGGUGAUUUGCUCCACUUCUUUGAAGGUCUUUUCAAGCCAAUCCUAAAAGGAGUAUCGUAGUCCUCUGAACUGUCUUUCAUAUUCACUCGUGAUUCAGUUAUAUUUGAUCAAUGAUGCAACUGUAUCCGUUUAUCAUUUUUCUGGAGUCUUAUAAGGCAAAGUCGGUAUCUUUUCUCUCAUGUCGCUUUGAGCUAUGGAAGGCAAAUUAAUUGGCUCUUUUGAUAAA
Messenger RNA from Lycium ferocissimum, 2433 nucleotides. Its product is annotated as DNA mismatch repair protein MSH5. Gene Ontology annotation, cellular component: nucleus. Gene Ontology annotation, molecular function: ATP binding; ATP-dependent DNA damage sensor activity; mismatched DNA binding. The record is from RefSeq and is a predicted model, not a curated record. Lineage: Eukaryota; Viridiplantae; Streptophyta; Magnoliopsida; Solanales; Solanaceae. The transcript has 28 exons. Gene Ontology annotation, biological process: chiasma assembly; mismatch repair. Bases 138 to 2267 code for a protein of 709 amino acids.